This is a messenger RNA of Plasmodium adleri (nom. inval.), 3870 nucleotides long. Its product is annotated as reticulocyte binding protein 2 homologue a, putative. NCBI's taxonomy places the organism in Eukaryota, Apicomplexa, Aconoidasida, Haemosporida, Plasmodiidae. Bases 1 to 3870 code for a protein of 1289 amino acids. The transcript has a single exon. The record is from RefSeq and is a predicted model, not a curated record.
AUGGAACCAGAACAAUUAAUAAAUGAAAAUAAGGAUAAAUGGAAAAAUGAAUUAAAAGAAGAAUUUAAUGCACAACUAAAAAACGUUUUGGAGGAAAAGAUAAAUGAUUUGUUGACUAAAAAUCAAAAUGAAUUACAAGAGAUAGAUAAAAUAAGACAACUUUUAAAAAAAGAAAUGCACGAAUUAAUAAAAAGCAAAUCAAAAGAAGAAGAUAUUGAUAAGCUACAUGAUAGAGAAACACAUUUGAGGGAAAACAUAGAAAAAACAUUGAUAAGCAGAAUAGAUGAGGAAAUAACCAAAGAAAAUCAACACAUAAUUAAAGAAAAUAAGGAAGAAUGGAAAAAUAGAUUGAAUAAAGAAUUUAAUGAAACAUUAAAUGUAGAAUUAAAGAAACAUAUUGAUGAUUUAUCUGAUAAAAGAAGAAAAGAAUUGAAGAAAAUAGAAGAAAUAGAAGAAAAAUUAAAAAUAGAAAUGCCUAGAAUUAUCAAUGAAAAAAUAAAGGCAUCAUACGAGGAUAUAUGGAGAAAUAAAGACGAAAGUGAAGAAAUAAUAAAUACUAAAAUGGAACAUUUUAAAAAUGAAUUAAACAGUAAAUUCAAAAGUCAAAUAGAAGAUGAUAUGAAAAAAUUAAUACUACAAGAAUUAAGCACUAAUAAAGAGGUAAUAAUGGAAGGAAAUAAUGACAAAUGGGAAACAAAAUUGGACACUGAUUUUAAAAAGAAGAUAGAUGAAGACAUGAGAAAAAGAAUAGAUAAUUUAAAGAAAAAGAAAGUAGAUGAAUUAAAAACAAUAAAAGGAAUAAGAGAUAUAUUAGAUAAACAAAUUAAAGAUGUAAUGGAUAAACGAUUAAAUGUAAAUUAUGAAAAAGUAUUGAAAGAUUAUGAAGAAAAUGAAAAUAGAUUAAAAUCAAAUGUGCAGAAAUUAAAUGAUUUAAUAAAUUCAAGUUUAAAAAAAGAUAUGGAAAAAGAUUUAGAAACAAUAAUAAUAGAACAACUAAACAUUAAACAAUCUGGUAUUGUUAAAGAAAUUAAAGAAGAAUGGAAUCAGAAAUUGAAAACAGAAUUUAAUCAAAAAUUACAUGACUUAUUAAAGAAACAUAUGGACGAAUUAUCAUUACUCAAAGAAAAAGAGCUGAAAAGAAUAAAAGAAAUAAAAAAACAAUUAAAUGAACCUAUACAAAAGAUGAUUGAGGAUGAAUUGAUAAGUAGAAAUGAUGAUAUGUUAAAAGAUAGAGAAGGAUUGGAGAAUAAAUUAGAAAGCGAUUUAACAAGGAAAAUGAAUGAAUUAAUGAACGCAAAUAAUGAUAUAAUAGAAGCAAAUAAGGAAGUAUGGGAAGAAAAAUUGAAAAAAGAAUUUAAAGAAAAUUUAAAAUCUAGAAUAAAUAAAAAAGUAAAGGAAACAGAAAAAAUUAGUGAAAUAAAAGAAAAAUUAAAUAAAGAAAUUCCAAAAAUGAUAAAGAGUAAAUUGGAAAAGGAAACUUAUGAAACAUUAAAAAAUAAUGAAUUUUCAUUGAAGAUAAAAUUAGAAUCAGAUUUGGUAACAAAUAUUGGUAAAUUAGUAAAUGAAAAGGAUAAUAUAAUAAAUGAAAAUAUUAAUAUAUGGAAAAACAAAUUAGAGGUAGAAUUUAAACCAAUAUUAAAUAAUAAAUUCCAUGAAAAAGCAAAUGAAUUGCAAAGAAUUAAAGAAAUAAGAGAACUAUUAGACCUAAAUAUUCCUAAAAUGGUCGAAACAACAUUAAAUGAGAAGAGUGCAGAUAUGCUAAAAGAUGGACAGUUGAAGAAGAAUUUAGAAAAAGAUUUGAUAAAUAAUAUUCAUUCUUUAGUAGAAGAAAAAAAUAAAAUAAUACAUGAAAAUAAAGGAGAAUGGAAAGAAAAAUUGGGAAGAGAAUUUAAACAAAAAUUAAAUGAAAGGUACAAUAGAAAACAAAACGAAAUCAAAAGAAUAGAAGAAAUACAGGAGGAAUUAAAAAAAACAAUUCCAGAAAUGAUAGAGAAUGAAUUGAAAAAUGAAAAUUAUGUAACAUUAAAAGAUAAGGAAAGUAGACUGAAAAAUAAAUUAGAAACAGAUUUGAUAACAAAAUUAGAUAAUUUAUUAGGACAAAAGGAUACCAUCAUACAGGAAAACAAAAGUGCAUGGAAACAAAAAUUAGAAAAAGAAUUUAAGUUAAUAUUAAAUAAUAGGUUCACUGAAAAAGAAAAGGAAUUACAAAAGAUAAAAGAAAUAACUGAAGAAUUAAAUGAAUUAAUCCCCCAAAUGAUUGAGACAGGAUUAAAAGGAAAAGAUGCAGAUAUGCAAAAAGAUACAAACUUGAAGUAUACAAUGGAAGAUGAUUUGAUAAAUAAAAUAGAUACAUUAAUAGGAGAGAGCCAUAAAAUACUAAGGGAAAAUAAGGGAAGAUGGCAAGAACAAUUGAAGUCAGAAUUUAAACCUAAAUUACAUAGCGAGUUUGACAAAAAAGAAAAGGAAUUACAAAGAAUAAAAGAAAUAAAACAAAAAUUAGAUGACAAUGUCCACACCAUAAUUGAAGAAGAAUUAAAGGAAAAAGACGAAGAGACAUUAAAAAUUAAGGAGCAGGCACUUAAAUAUAAUAUUGAAACUAUAUUGAAAAAAUCUAUAGAUGACCUAACAAAUGAAAAUGAUAAUAUUAUCGAUAGAAAUAAGAACACAUGGAAAACUAAACUGGAAGAAGAAUAUAUUGAUAUAUUAGGAGAGAAAUUUAGAGAAAGAUUAAGUCAAAUAUUGACAAAACUAAAGGAAGAGAGAGAAAAAGAAGAAGCAAUUCAAAGGCAAAAGGCUGAGGAAGAAAGAUUGAAAGAAGAAGCAAUUAAAAGGCAAAAAGCUGAGGAAGAAAGAUUGAAAGAAGAAGCAAUUAAAAGGCAAAAAGCAGAGAAAGAAAGGAUACAAAGAGAAAAAGAAGAGAAAGAAAGGAUACAAAGGGAAGAGGAAUCAAAAAGACAAAAAGCAGAGGAGGCAAGAAAACAACAAUUAUUAAAAUUGGAACAAGAAGAAGCAUUGCGAAAACAAAGAGAAUUGGAAAGAAAAAAAGUUGAUUUAGCAAGAACAGAACAACAAAUAAAAAAUAUACUAGAAUCUAAUAUGGUGAAAAUAAUAAAACAAGAACUAACAAAAGAAAAAGAUGAAAUAAUAAAAAACAGAGAUAUAAAUCUCAGACCUAGUUUGGAAGAAAAAUGGUUAAAUCAUAUACAAAAUAGCUUGUUGUUAAAAGUUGAUAACUUAUUAAAUAAAAGUGAUGAGUUCAUAAGAGCUCAUGAAACACAAAUGAAAACAAAUAUAUUAAAAUCAUUGAAAAAUAAAUUAAAUAUUGAAUUGGAAAAGGAACUUAAUGCAAUUAUAAAUGAAUACGAAGAAAGCCAGAAAAAAAUAAUGCAAUCAAAUCAACGUGAUAACCGUGGUAUAGAGCAAACAACUGAAAAACUCGUCGAUAUUAAACCUACAAAUCAUGGUGAACUAAAUACAAAUAAUCCUUCUGAUAGUGAAACUGAAAUGAUGACAAAUUCUGGAGAAACAGGAGAGAAAGAAGAAGAAGAAGAAAGAGAAGAAGAAAAAGAACCAGAAAAAGAGUCAGAAACAGAUGAUACUCAUAGUUCGGAAAGUACUACUGAUGAUGAUACCGAUGAUCAAAGAUUUUCUCGAUCAAAAAAUUUGAAUGUCGUUAUAUACACAGCAGGAAGUAUAGCUGUAUGUAUGUUAAUAUUCUCUAGUGUAGGAUUAUUAGUUAUGAAGAAUAAUAAUGAUGAUAACAAUUCAAAUGUAAUGGAUGAAGCAUUUGAACAUAAUGAUGAUAUACUCUUUAAGGAGAAGGAAGAAAUCAUUGAAAUCACAUUUACUGAUAAUGAUAGUACAAUAUAA